GUAACCUUUGAAAGGCGGCUUUUCUGAGUACUUUCCUGUUACUUUCUGAGAGUAGCAUAUUGAAGACUGUGUGACUAAGGUCGUGUUCGAAUCUGGCCUUUGGUUCCUUUUCGGAAGAUUCUCUUAACUUAUGGGAAAUGACUGACCUAGGUCAGUCUGCGCGGUCCGUCUUAAUACGCUGGGGAAUCUUAAUUUCUGAAACCUCCCUGCAUUCCGAUUUAGCGUCAAACACAAAUGUCUCACUCUGUUUCCUUUUCUUUUUCUGGAUAUGAUUGUAAGCCAGUCAUUUACCUUAUUAUGUCUUUUGAUCACAUCACCUAAACCUCUCAGGAUUUGCUCCCACAUAGUCUGUUUUGUGAAUCCGGAACAUGAUAAUGUUCAUCGUCAGUAUAUUAUAUUCUUGCCGAGACUCGUCUGUUGUGUACUAAUGCCAUGUGGCGGAUUCUUAAUCUAUUAUAGCAUUUAGUUAACAUAGGCUCACAUGUGAGUACUUUAUAUAAAUAUUUUUAUUAGCUAUGACGUAUGGAUAGUUCGAGGUAGAAAACUUAAUGAUUACUAACACUUAUAAAUUUUUUUAUAUAGACGAAGAUUAAGUGUAAAUGAAGUGCCCUCAGUACUCUUGGCUCUGUACAUCCUCAUAUCUCAAUGAGUACGAUCAGAGUUGUGGUAAACACUUAUGAACACAACAAAAAGACGUUGAUGAACACUUUACUUAGUGUGCUAAAUCCGUACUACUUUAGGGGGACACUGAGAUUUAUUUCUGUUAAACAAGGUGAUAAUGGAUUUCAUGUUAAUACCACGAGUGUCUGUAACCAAAUACUGGCUCACAAUUCGUCGUACGAAGUGUAUAACAGGGCGUGUGUUACAUUGUCGGACAUGACUGAAAAAAACUAAGUGAGGUUCUCAUUCCCGUUUAGUUGUUAAAGAAUCUCAAUACACAUAAUUGUAUCAAAAUCUGAGAGCGUACUAGUGUCUCGGUUUAUCUUUGUUUAAUCACCUAAAAGUAUGUAGAUACAAAUACGAAACUGAUAUUAUUUACUGUCACCGAAACCACUAUUAAGACCUCAAAUUCAUUCACCUUAGUCGAAUUCGUAUUUCUUGUGAAAGUACACCAUGGGGCUACUUUGACCAGCUAGUCAUUUAGUGACAAAAUCAGCACCCCCAAGGUGUGUUCAGUGAUUACUAAAUACUAUCAACAUAGUAGAAUGAUAAUUGUGUAUUAAAUCUUCAGUCAGAAGUCAUGUUCGAGGUACUACUACCGUUGGUAGUUGGAUUGAUAUGGGGAAGUACCAAUAUCUGUAUGAAGUAUAACUCGAACAAAAUGCUCAAACUUCUGGCGUUUUUUUUCUUGAAUCAAUCCGCCUCUAUUUUGUUGAUGUUUGGAUUCAGAUAUACACAAUUGUCAAGAGGUGUAGCGAUAGCAAACUCAACAGCUUUACUAGCGUCAGCACUUACAAGCUCAUGUGUUUACCAUGACAAAAUGAGAUUUGGCGGUUCUGUUGGAGUUGUGCUCAUAUGUGUUGGAACUGGUCUACUCAACAGCUGAUGAGUAUCAUAAAAUAAAUUUUGUGACACAUUUUCGGAAAAGUGAAAAAUUAUUUAUACACAUUUUUAAGCUAUAAUGAUAGUUGUGAAAAUAAGUGCAAGUCGUCAAAUUAACCACUGUAGUGUUGCCGUCCAUUAAAGUAACCAAAAAAAAAGUUCAGAGCAGAUAUGUGGUUAAGAAAUGAAGUAAACCAUUGUAAUCGUACGACUACUGUCGCACACAUAAAUCCGAGUCCCAUUAUCGUAACCAGCCAUGAUACGAGUAGGCAAACAGCAUUUGACUCAAAUGAAAAUUGAGGUACAUUAUCAUAGUCCGAAGGAAGAACGCGUAGUGGCACACGAGCUGUUUUUGAUUUCAAUCUUUCUUUAAUCUGUUGACAAUUUACUUUCGUGUUUAAAUGACGCAUAUCAACAUUCGAGCCCGUUUGUGCUAGUACCUCCAGAAGAACCCUUCCACGGUGUGGGUAACCGGGAGGUGAUAAACGCCCUCAUACAUCUAACAGCACUCAAGACUAAAGUGAACUAACACCAUAAGAACCUAUACUGAGUUAACAACACUGGAUUGAAGUCACUGGGGCAGAUAGCAUACAUAACAUUCAGUCUGUAAUUAGAAGUAUGGACUUACGCAUGUUUGACCAAAUGAAGUCAGCCAUCCCAUCCAAAUCGACAUCUGAACCGGAAUACUCAUUGAAGAUUUUCCCGUUAACGAUAAUCUUGAGUUUUGGGACAAACAACAUACGCAGACUCCAUUUGUGAACGAGAUAAUCAUCCACCUGGAUGCCGUAGACUGGAAGUUGGGGAUAUGCUCGAGCUAAGGCAUUUAUAUAAGGCAAUGAAGCUUCAGAAAAUCGACAAGUAGUAGAGAAAAUGAACAAGAUGUAGCAUUCAUGUAACCUCAGUUGGUCAGGAUGUUUAGCAUGGUUUCCAGGAUCCCACGUGAAUUGUGAGUUGGGCCAAGGGGAGUUGAAUAAAUCUGAUAGUUGUGCUUUAUGCAGAAAUUUAACAUUGCUAGAACUACCAUUUAUCCAGUUAAAUUUCAGGAGUUUGCAUUGUGGAAUAAUAUGGGAUCGUUCCGUCGUAGACCAUACAGAUUGGAGGAAACUAAUUUCUGUCAUGAAAAAGAAAGAAAAGAAUAGGUAAACUGUUUCUUGUCUUUUACAACCACAGCGUAAUACAAAGCUGAUUUGUGGGCACUCUGUCGCCAAAUAAUCCAUCAUAGCUAAUGAGAUUUUCAAAAUAAAUGAAGUGUUCAAUGUGCUCAACUGCUUCACUUCCUAUUGUGAUGUGUGCUACUGAUGUCGAUAGGUACAAGUAGUAUGUAUCAUCAGCCGAAACUGAAAUGCCUGGUGGCAGAAAAUUAAGAUCGAGAACAGAGAAUGUUUCCUGUGGAAAUGAAGGAACACUGAAGCCUGAGACGAUUGAUUGACAUUUCGCAAAUGAAAUAUUUACUGUAUGGUUUUCAGAUUUUACUAAGAGAUUCUGUAAUUUUGUGUUGAAAUAUAUUCGGUUGUCUGUGC
Schistosoma spindalis is the source of this 3062-nucleotide messenger RNA. NCBI's taxonomy places the organism in Eukaryota, Metazoa, Platyhelminthes, Trematoda, Strigeidida, Schistosomatidae. The record is from the annotation of a GenBank genome assembly.